CUCCUCCCUUCUGCUCCUCCUUUGUCAGAAGCUCGCAAUUGGUUAAGCGUGUUGCCAAGCUCCGUAUGCUGCUCGGCCAUUGGAGGCCGCCGGCCCGCCCCCGCCGGCUGGGUGAAGGUGAGAGUCUCCUCCGGUCGCCGUGGCCAGCCGGGACCGAGCUGCUCCAGGCGCAGGGUGAGAACUCUGGGCGGAUUCUUGCUCUCUCGCCAUGGCGCCUCCGUCAGUCUUUGCCGAGGUUCCUCAGAGCGAGCCGGUCCUGGUCUUUAAGCUUACUGCCGACUUUAGGGAGGAUCCGGAUCCCCGCAAGGUCAACCUGGGAGUGGGAGCGUAUCGCACAGAUGACUCCCAGCCCUGGGUUCUGCCAGUAGUGAGGAAGGUGGAGCAGAGGAUUGCUAACGACAGUAGCCUAAACCAUGAGUAUCUACCCAUCCUGGGCCUGGCAGAGUUCCGGACCUGUGCUUCUCGCUUAGUCCUUGGGGACAACAGCCCAGCUAUCAAAGAGAAGCGGGUUGGAGGUGUGCAGUCUUUAGGGGGAACGGGUGCACUACGAAUUGGAGCUGAGUUUUUAGCACGAUGGUACAAUGGAACAAACAACAAGAACACACCUGUCUACGUAUCCUCACCAACCUGGGAAAAUCAUAAUGGUGUAUUUUCCGCCGCUGGUUUUAAAGAUAUUCGGACCUAUCACUAUUGGGAUGCAGAGAAGAGAGGACUUGACCUCCAGGGUUUCCUGAAUGAUCUGGAGAAUGCUCCUGAGUUCUCCAUCUUUGUCCUCCAUGCCUGUGCACACAACCCAACUGGCACUGACCCCACCCCGGAGCAGUGGAAACAGAUUGCUUCUUACAUGAAGCGCCGAUUUCUGUUCCCCUUCUUCGACUCAGCCUAUCAGGGCUUUGCAUCUGGAAACCUAGAGAAAGAUGCCUGGGCUGUUCGCUAUUUUGUGUCUGAAGGCUUUGAGCUCUUCUGUGCCCAGUCCUUCUCCAAGAACUUCGGGCUCUACAACGAGCGAGUGGGGAAUCUGACUGUGGUUGGAAAAGAAGCUGAUGGCAUCCUGCGGGUCCUUUCCCAGAUGGAGAAGAUUGUGCGAGUUACUUGGUCCAAUCCUCCAGCCCAGGGAGCAAGAAUCGUGGCUCUGACCCUGUGUAACCCUGAGCUCUUUGAGGAAUGGACGGGAAAUGUAAAGACAAUGGCUGAGCGGAUUCUGACCAUGAGAUCUGAACUCAGGGCACGAUUAGAAGCCCUGAGGACCCCUGGAACCUGGAAUCACAUCACUGAUCAAAUUGGCAUGUUCAGCUUCACUGGGUUGAACCCCAAGCAGGUUGCAUACAUGGUCAAUGAAAAGCACAUCUAUCUGUUGCCAAGCGGUCGGAUCAACAUGUGUGGUUUAACCACCAAAAAUUUGGAUUAUGUGGCCACCUCCAUCCAUGAAGCAGUCACCAAAAUCCAGUGAAGAAACACCAUCCCGUCCAGCACCACCAAAGCAAUUCUGUCAUGUGUGUUCCCUGCCUGCACAAACCUAGAUGUACAUAUCAUGGAUUGGAGACCACUGAAGGACUGGAAGUUUGGUCUGGCGAGGUGGCCUUUGUUUAAAUUGGUCCCACGUAAACAGAACAUCCCUUGAAUUUUUUGGCCUGGGGUUAGCGCCUUUUGGAGGCCAGAGCAAAUUAAGGUUUUUAUUUAAGAAUAAAAAAGUACUUGGAUCAUGAGCUGUAGGUAUCUUGCCCCCCUUGUUAGAGGCAGGAAUGUGUGCAUGUGUGCUACACGUGGCUCGACUCCGUACAAAGUCCUGUCCCAAAGAUCAAGUUGUCUGAAGGAGCCAAAGUACAAUUGUAGGAGUUGGUUGUGGGCAUUAAAACUCAUCAUCUCGACCCAGAGUGUCUUUAUCUCCCUGCUCUUUCUGCAUGGUUGUGUCCCUAGUCCUAAACUUUAGUUCUUUAGGGUGACUGUGAUAAGAAAUAUAUUUAAUCAUGACACAUACAAAGAUACACACACAUAUUUAAUUGAAAAAAAUGUUUCACAAAACAGUAUACUCUUGUUAUGUGUAGUGCAUUCCGGUAUUUUCUAGUCUGUUCUAUUGUGUUCUACUUCACUAAGAAAAUAAAAUAAAAAUGCUAAGCAAGA
Molecule: messenger RNA, 2121 nt
Organism: Nycticebus coucang (slow loris)
Lineage: Eukaryota; Metazoa; Chordata; Mammalia; Primates; Lorisidae
Gene: GOT1
Product: glutamic-oxaloacetic transaminase 1
Exons: 9
Coding region: 209-1450 (413 amino acids)
Biological process (GO): L-aspartate biosynthetic process
Cellular component (GO): cytosol
Molecular function (GO): pyridoxal phosphate binding; L-aspartate:2-oxoglutarate transaminase activity
Source: RefSeq, a predicted model, not a curated record